AAGAUUACGAGAAGAAGAAAAGAGCACAUUAAUAGACAAGCACACACCUGAAGAAACGAAAGACAGAUUAAGUUUUGAAGAACGUCGCAGGCAACACAGACAACAGUGGAGUAUGGAUCAAUAUCCUCCCAUACGAUCUUCACGAAAAGUGGUAAGUAAUCACUUAUAAAUUAUUUUUAGAGAUUUUUAGAGAUUAGAUUUAUCUUCUAUAGUUUUGCCUUAACGUGCUUAUGCAACGAAAGUUCGCACAUAUUACAAACAUAUGUUGUAUGUCAACAAAUUUGAACCAGUUAUCUAUAUGAAAGUUUUUUUAGGCAAUCAGGCGUCUUCGUCCCAGAUAAACGCAGCGUUUUUAUACUACUUAAAAUAUAAAACAACUGUAGAACUCCGAAAAGAAACGUUUUAAUAUUCUAGCUUUCGACUAAGAUUCAGUCAUCAUCAGGAAUGAUGCCAGGUUACAUACAUCGAUAUAUAUAUAUAGUGAAGAUUGAGUAAUUUGAUAUGUACAUAAAAGAUUAGUUAAAUAUUAUAAGUUCUUUUGAUCACUUGCCAUUAGACGCCUUGAACCUGAACUUAAUCAUGGAACAAAGGCAUCAAAAUAACUUAUAAUAUUUAACUAAUCUUUUCUGUACAAUUUGUCUAUAUCAAAUUACUUAUGAUGUUCACUAUAUAUAUAUCGAUGUAAUGUAACCUAGCAUCAUUCCAGAUGAUGACCGAAUCUUAGUCGAAAGCUAAAAUAUUAAAAUGUUUAUUUUCGGAGUUACCGUUGUUUUAUAUUUUAUUAAAAUAGUCAGUUGUUCCCGUAAUUUUUAUACUACUUAGAUUAAUAUGUGUUUCAUAGGAAGAUAAAAGUCGGCAAAGUCAUGACAGCGACCACAACAUACCAGCUCCGUCAUCAUCAGAUAAUAGUCAAGGUAAAUUGUACUAAACUUUGGUAAGGGUCUUGACAGAACAAGUUGUUACAGGUUUUUCGUGGCUGGAAAACUAUUUCGUACUGUACAUAACAUAUUUCAUAACUAACUAGGAGCAUAACCAGAUAAGGUUUAGGGUAAGAUUUAGAAUUGUUAUAAGUACACAGUUGUCGAUUCUUUCGCGUUUUAACGAUCUUGAAAAAUAGCUGGCAUCUUGAAAACCUUCCUCUCCUCCAUCAAACAACCUAAUAAAUAUGCUCGAACUUAAUUUACCUCUAGGUUCCAGUGGUCUGAUAAGAAGAAAUAUAUAUGGAGACCCUAUUGAAUAAAGCACGCUAAACGUUUACACGAGUUGAGAACAUCUGGGACGAAACCUUCGGCGAAACGGUAAAACCUUGCUUGUCGUAAAAGAGACGAGUGUCAACGUCAUUAUUUAGCUCAGUUAAUUUUUGGCUAUACUGACCGCCUUGGCAAUAGAAGUGACAUUGCAAGUAUUUAUAUAAGGAAGAUAUUCAUGUUCAGUGGCGUAGGAAACCCAAUAGUAAAAGUGGUGGGCCUAGUUCCGCCCCCAAUAUCUCGGAAGAAAAUUGAAACAAUCACAAGGGUGUAAAGCUAUGUUGUGUCACUGCAUGCAUGUUUGUGAACUCGAUUUUUUAUUAAACGCCCCAGAAACCAUUUACAUCAUAUAAAAAACUCGAUUCACAUGUGAAGAUUGAGAUAAUC
This is a messenger RNA of Paramuricea clavata, 1634 nucleotides long. The record is from the annotation of a GenBank genome assembly. Lineage: Eukaryota; Metazoa; Cnidaria; Anthozoa; Malacalcyonacea; Plexauridae.